Molecule: messenger RNA, 1008 nt
Organism: Engraulis encrasicolus (European anchovy)
Lineage: Eukaryota; Metazoa; Chordata; Actinopteri; Clupeiformes; Engraulidae
Product: ribonuclease inhibitor-like
Exons: 4
Coding region: 1-714 (237 amino acids)
Cellular component (GO): cytoplasm
Molecular function (GO): protein binding
Source: RefSeq, a predicted model, not a curated record
AUGGUUUUAUUCUACAGGCUGGGAGAGAGUGGCAUAACUGCUGAUUCCUGUGAAAUUGUGGCAUCAGCUCUGCGAUCUGAGAAUUCACCAUUGAUUAACCUUGAACUCCAGAACAAUAACAUAGGAGACGAAGGACUGAGUCUCCUCAGCACUGGGCUGGCAAGUUCCCACUGCAAUCUGGCAAAACUGAGACUGGAUGGAUGUGGUCUGCAAGCCGAAUCCUGUAAAAUACUGGCCUCAGUCCUACAGACAGGAAGUUCGUCCCUUAUAGAGCUCGACCUCAGCUACAAUUGCCUUCAAGACGAAGGAGUGACAUUUCUACAUGCAGGGCUCACCAGCUCCUGCUGCAGACUGGAAAAACUCAGGCUAGUCAAAUGCUCUCUCACCAAGCACGGCUGCAUCUGGGUGGCGUCUUCCCUUCAAUCCUGCCCUACACUGAUGGCCUUAGACCUAAGCCACAAUCUAGUGACAGACGAAGGCAUGGGAAAACUCUGUGAAGGGUUUAUGAGCCCACAGUGCAGUUUGUCUUGUUUAAGAGUUGUUGCAUGUCACCUUACGUCAGAGUCCUGUGAGUUAUUGGCAAACAGGUUGCAGAGUGAAGAGUCAAGUUUGAUGAAACUAAAACUGAGCUACAACAACCUAACGGAUCAAGGAGUGAAAUUACUCAGUGAAGGUCUAAAGAGCUCCAACUCAAAGAUUGAGACAUUAGAGUAAGUUACAUUUAUCGUGGCUAAGCAUAGCACAAAUAUACUGCCUUUUACUUUAUGUGCAGUGAUGGUCAGCCUGGAUUUAUCAGUUAGAAGCUAGUGCCACAUAUUCUACCUCCCCAAUUCAACUGAUCAUUCAAGCAGACAAUCGUCUUAUAGAACAAGACAGGUAAAACCCAGUUGUUUGGAAUAUGUGGCACUUGACUGUAUCUAAUGAAUCCAUUUUGCCUAUCACUGGAUAUGUGGGAUAUUUUAUGUGAUGUGACAUGUUUGAUUUGAGAAUGUAUUCUGAGGACAACCU